AUGGCGACCUUCCCACUCAAUAUCCCACCGGAGCUCUUGCAAGAGCUCUCAAAAUACACCACACCAACAGGAUUUGCCGAUUAUGCCGCCCUAGCCCUACUAGGUGGAAUUGGAGCCACAUACCUUUCAAAAGGACGGCUAUGGGACAGACCAGACCCAUUGCACCAUCUCUGGUUCGAACAACCUCAGCUAAAGAAUGGUGGCCAAGCUGGCUCAGCCAACAAGGAGACACGCAACAUCGCACAGAAAUUGGAAGAGGCAGGCAAGAAUAUCGUGGUAUUCUGGGGAUCUCAGUCCGGCACCGCAGAGGGUUUCGCCCACCGUCUUGCCAGGGAGAUCUCCAUCCGCUGGGGUCAGGAAACCAUGACUGCCGACCUCUCGGAUUAUGACCCGAUCACAAUCAGUGAAAUCCCCAACGCCAAGUUGGCUAUUUUUGUUGUUUCCACAUACGGCGAAGGAGACCCCAGCGACAAUACAGCGGAAUUUUGGAGCUGGAUCUCCAAAGCCAGCGAGGUCUCGCUAUCCAGCUUGCGAUAUGCUGCCUUCGGUUUGGGAAACACCAACUACAAGUUCUACAACCGGGUUGUCGAUGUUGUAGUUGAAGGUCUGAAUAAGUUCGGCGCUCAGGCUCUUAUGCCUGUUGGAAAGGCAAAUGAUGCAGAGGGGGCAACCGAGGAAGACUUCAUGUCAUGGAAAGAGGAUCUUUUCACGAUCUUCAAAGAUAAGUUGGGGUUCCAAGAGGCCGAAGCCAAAUAUAUCCCAAACAUAAAGGUCGAGGAAGAUGAAUCUCUUGAGCCUAUCGAUCUGCAUCAUGGCGAGCCUAACAACCGCGUUGAAGCCCCAAAGGCAGCGGCUCAAUCCUCCGCCGUCCGCACUUUGAGCAUUUCAGAUUCUAGGGAGCUCUUCACUUCGUCUGACCGCCACUGUCUUCACAUGGACAUAGACCUGACCAGCCAGCCAGAGCUAGGCUACAAGACUGGAGACCACCUUGCUGUUUGGCCCGGAAACCCGGAUGUUGAAGUUGAACGCCUACUCGAUGUCCUCGGAAUCUCCUCACGCCGCGAUAUUCCACUUAGUAUCACGGCCCUCGACCCAGCAACCAAAAUCACGAUCCCAACCCCGACCAGCUCCAUUGCCAUUUUCCGUUACUACCUCGAGAUCUGUGCACCCGUCAACCGCGACACCGUUGGCGACCUAGCACAAUUCGCACCCACCCCGGAAGCAAAGGCGUAUCUUCUCGGGCUUGGCCAAGACAAGGAUGCAUACGCGAGAUUUAUCGGUCACACACAUAUCAACCUCGGCCGACUGUUGCAACUGGCAUGUCCCGACAGGCCAUGGGAUAAUCUGCCACUCUCAUACCUUGUCGAAACACUACCUCACAUCCGACCCCGGUUCUAUUCCAUCUCAUCCAGCAGCGUGGUCUCACCUCGCAAACCUUCCAUCACAGCGAUUGUAUCAACUACUCCUCUCCCGGAAAACCCCAACGAGCUCAUCCACGGUGUGACUUCCAAUUACCUUCUCGCCAUCUCUCAGCAAGCGCGCUCCCAAUCCCAUCCCAGUGGAAUCACCUACCACCUAAACGGCCCCAGUGAGGCACUCCAAGGCGGAAAAAUCUUCGCUCAUAUCCGCCGAAGCAAAUUCAAACUCCCCGCACUGGGCAGGACGCCAUUGGUGAUGGUCGCAGCAGGAACGGGGAUUGCGCCCUUCCGGGCGUUCUUAUCUGAGCGGUGUCAACUUCUGAAGAUCGGUAAGGAAGUUGGACAAAUGAUUCUCUUCUUUGGAUGUCGGAACCCGAAUGAAGAUUACAUCUAUCGCGAGGAAUUGGAAGACAUGCAAGCGGCGUUGGGGGAUCGGUUGCGUAUUGUCACUGCUUUCUCUCGAUUGGAGGGGACGCCUCGUCGGUAUGUGCAGGACCGGCUUGGCGAGUUCGGGGACGAUGUGAUUGGAGUUAUUGAGGAGGGUGGUAAUAUCUAUGUCUGUGGGCGGGCUGGUAUGGCUCGUGAAGUUGAGAAGGUUGUUGGGCAGAGUAUGAAGGGGGCUAAGGGGUGGAGUGAUGAUGAGGUGAAUGGCUGGAGUAAGACAAUUAAGAAGAAGAAUAAGUGGCAGGAGGAUGUUUGGGGGUAG
Penicillium samsonianum is the source of this 2124-nucleotide messenger RNA. RefSeq names its product NADPH cytochrome P450 oxidoreductase family protein. Gene Ontology annotation, cellular component: cytosol. Gene Ontology annotation, molecular function: NADPH-hemoprotein reductase activity; FMN binding; flavin adenine dinucleotide binding. Bases 1 to 2124 code for a protein of 707 amino acids. The record is from RefSeq and is a predicted model, not a curated record. The transcript has a single exon. NCBI's taxonomy places the organism in Eukaryota, Fungi, Ascomycota, Eurotiomycetes, Eurotiales, Aspergillaceae.